Molecule: messenger RNA, 3848 nt
Organism: Globicephala melas (long-finned pilot whale)
Lineage: Eukaryota; Metazoa; Chordata; Mammalia; Artiodactyla; Delphinidae
Source: RefSeq, a predicted model, not a curated record
UAGUGGUUGGGUGGUUUUCGGGCUGUUCACCGGUUCAGGGUGUCGGCGUCGCUUGGUGGGCACCGAGGUGACGGAGCGAAGAGCGGGAGGAGAGAAGUUGGCCCCGCUGCCCAGAGGCGGCUGUGAGGCCCCCUGCGCCCGUAGUUGACGACGGUGCCCUAGUUCCCGCCCCGCUCGCCGCCUCUCCCGGCUCCGUUCUUCCCACCUGCCGGUGACGGAGGCGGCCCUGAUGAGGCCGGCUCAGGUGGGUGCUGCGUCUCCCGAGCCCCCACCCGGCCCGACCCCCGCCUCCGAGUCCCAGAUCCGGAAGGAGGAAGGAUGGAUGCCUCAUCAACUAAAAUGGGCAAAGUCAGCUUUAGGAGGAAUUUGCAGGUGGAAUAAGGAGAGUCCGUUUUUGUCCACGUCACAAAUGUUCCAGAGACACCCAAGGGGAGGUGUUGAGUGGACACUUUUACACAGAGAGCUGGAGUUCAGAGGAUGGAUUCAGGAUGGAGACAGCCACAACAGAGUGGCUGUGUGGACUACGAUGAAGCUGAAGGACCGUGUGGUCUUUGAGGACGUGGCUGUGUAUUUCUCCCAGGAGGAGUGGGGCCUCCUUGAUGAAGCUCAGAGACACUUGUACCAUGCUGUGAUGAUGGAGAACUUUGCACUUGUGACCUCCCUAGGUUGUUGGCAUGGAGCACAGGAUGAGGAGGCACCUUCUGAGCAAAGUGUUUCUGUAGGGAUGUCAGAGGUUGGGACUCCAAAGCCAGAUCCAUCCACCAAGAAGGCCCAGCCCUAUGAGAUGUGUGACCCACUGUCCAAAGACCAUUUGCACCUACCUGAGCAUGACGGAAUGUACCCUGAUGAAGGGCUGUAUAUUUGUGGGGAAAACCUUUUCCAGCACCAGAAGGAGCAGAUUAGAGACAAACUUUCCAGAAGGGAUGAGGGGCAGCCUUCAUUUCUUACCAACAGCAACAUUCACUCGGCAGAGAGGACCUUGACAUGCAGCAGAGACAGAAAGGACUUCCCAGGCAGCAUAGGCCUUCUGAAGCAGCCGACCCCUCACAAUGCGGGGAAGCCACACAGGGACACUGAGUGUGGGGAAGCUUUUGAUAGUGGGCAGAGUGAUUACAGGUGCACUCAGUGUGGGAAAGCCUUCCGUCAAAAACAGAUCCUUGUUGAGCACCAGAAAAUCCACACUGGUGUAAGGCCUUAUGAGUGCAGCAAAUGUGGUAUGGCCUUCAUUAGAAAGUUUCACCUUGUUCAGCACCAGAGAAUCCAUACUGGCGAAAGGCCUUUUCAGUGCAGUGAAUGUGGGAAAUGCUUUAGGUACAACUCCACACUCAUUAGUCAUCAGAGAGUUCACACUGGAUUGAGCCCUUAUGAGUGCAGCAAAUGUGGGGAAUUCUUCAAGUACAAUGCCAACUUCAUGAAACAUCAGAGAAAACACAAUGGAGAAAGGCCUUAUGAGUGCAGAGAAUGUGGAAAAUUCUUUAGGUACAACUAUAGACUUGUAAGGCAUGGGAGAGUUCACAGUGGAGAACGACCUUAUAAGUGCAGCGAAUGUGGGAAAUUUUUCAGGUACAGCUCCACAUUCAUUAGACAUCAGAGAGUUCAUACUUCAGAAAGGCCUUAUAAGUGUAAUGAAUGUGGGAAAUAUUUUAGGUAUAAUUCCACACUCAUUAAACACCAGAGAGUUCACACUGGAGAAAGGCCUUAUGAGUGCACUGAAUGUGGGAAAUUCUUUAGGUACACAUCCACCCUCAUUAGACAUCAAAGAGUUCAUACUGUAGAAAGGCCUUAUGAGUGCAGCUUGUGUGGGGAAUACUUUAGGUCCAAGUCCAAACUCAUUAAACAUUGGCAAAAUCACACUGGAGAAAGGCCUUACGAGUGCAGUGAAUGUGGGAAAGCAUUUAGGUACCACUGCAGACUCAUUAGACAUAAGAGAGUUCACAGUGGAGAGAGGCCUUUCGAGUGCAGCGAAUGUGGGAAAUUCUUUCGAUACAACUCCAACCUCAUUAAACAUUGGAGAAAUCACACAGGCGAGAGGCCUUACGAGUGCAGAGAGUGUGGGAAAGCCUUUAGCCACAAGCAUAUACUUGUUGAGCAUCAGAAAAUCCAUACUGGAGAAAGGCCUUAUGAGUGCAGCAGAUGUCAGAAAGCCUUCAUUAGGAAGUCCCACCUUGUUCAUCACCAGAAAAUCCACAGAAGACAAUAUGAGUGCUGUGAAUGUGGGGAAUUCAUUAGAUACAACUCCAACCUCAUGAAGCAGAGAAUUCACAGUGGUAAAGGCCUUAUGAAAGGGCCUACUGUAUAGCACAGGGAAUUAUAUUCAGUAUCUUGUAAUAACUUAUAAUGGAAAAGAAUUUGGAAAAGAAUUAUAUAUAUAUAAUAUAUAUAUAAACUAAAUCACUUUGCUGUACACCUGAAACAUUGUAAAUCAACUAUACUUCAAUUAAAAAACAAAAGACCUUACAAGUGCAGAGGUUAUGGUAAAUUAUGUACUACUCCUAACACUGAAGGAGUACCUCAUGAGUUAUGUUGGAGUGGGCCUUCUCAGUACAGUGAGCAUGGAAAGUUGUUUUGAUACAGCUCCCCACUCGUUAGACAUCGAGUUCACACCAGACGAAGGCCUUCUAAGUACAGUGAAUGGAAGUCUUCAGGUGAAACUCCAACUCCAUUAAACAUCUAUUUCACAAUGGAGAAAGGUCUAAGUGCAGCAAAUAUGGGCAUAUGUUCAGCCAAAACUCCCACCUCAUUCAGCACCAAAAAGUUCACACCAGAGAGAGUAUUGCAAAUGUGGAAAGACUUUAGCAAAACGUCUGCUCUAAUCUGUCCCUGAGAACUAUUGUUUUUUCUUUGAUUGUGGUAAAAUAUAUGUAACAAAGUUUACCCUCUACCUUUUAAAUUGUUGGGUGUAGUGUGUUUAAAAAUUCACAUCUAAUCUCCAGAAUUUUUUUCAUCUUGCAGAAAUGAAACUAUGCCUCUUAAACAACAUCUCUUUCUACUCCUUCCCUACCUCACCUGGCAACCUCUUUUUUACACUCAGUCGAUUAAUUUGAUUACUCUGGAUGCUUUAUACAAGUAUAAUCAUACAGUUUUCACCUCUUUGCAACUGGCUUAUUUAGCUUAGCAUAAUUUCCCCAUGUUGAAGCACUUGUCAGCAUUUUCUUCUGUUUUGAGAAGGAAUCAGAAUUGACCUAAGACAUGGGGAAGGAUUCUGAUGGUCAAUACAAAUUUGCCUGAUAUGAUGCUAUUUAGAGAAGAGGAGAUCCAGAUUUUAUAUGGAAUAUUUAUUGACAGCUUUAUUGAGGUACUGACAUACUCAAUUUCAUAUUAAAAUUGUAAAAUGUAUUUUCACAUCUGUGUGCACAAUGGGACUAUCAUCAAAGUCACAAGGGCUUCCCUGGUGGUGCAGUGGUUGAGUCCGCCUGCCAAUGCAGGGGACACGGGUUCGUGCCCUGGUCCGGGAAGAUCCCACGUGCCGCGGAGCGGCUAGGUCCGUGAGCCAUGGCUGUUGAGCCUGCGCGUCUGGAGCCUGUGCUCUGCAACGAAAGAGGCCACAACAGUGAGAGGUCCGUGUACCGCAACAACAACAACAACAAAAAUAAGUCACAAUAAUGAACAUGUCCAUUACUUAAUGGAGUUUCCAUUAGCCACUUUGUAUUCUCUCUCCCAAGCCUACCCAAGUUGCCAUCUCCAGGUAGACACUCUAGUUUCCAUUUUCUAGAAUUUCAUAUAAAGGGAAUCCUACAGGUUUCCUUGUUAUGACUGUUUUCACUGAGUGCAUGAAUAUAUUUUUAGUAUUAUUCAUGUGUGUGCAAAGGAAUGACACUAAAUAAAAAUAAGGAAGGCUUUGUUAUGUA